GACAUUUCUGAUAUUCUAAAAAACAUCGAGAAAGCAAAGCAGUGAAGUGAUAAGUGAAAUAAAAAUUUCUUAUUAAGCCCUAAGUUAUCCAAAAUGUUAUCGUAUUGAAUUUCUAGGAGUACAGUUUGUGUUUUCCGCAUUAUUGACUUGUGUUGUAUCUCCCAAAAUUGGAUUGUGUGGUGGUAAAUUUCACCUUAAGUUGAUUGUCUACGUAUGUUGUCAAUUCCGAGAACUGUUUUCAGAAUGGUGCCUCAUAGAACAUAAAUAAAAAGUACUGAAGUUGUUGUAAUGGACAAACCAAAUGUCAAGUAUUUUUUAUUACUAUUAUUUUCAUGCUGUGCCUGGACUAGAGAAUCAAAGCAUGACCAUUGCCUAAAACAUUUGGAUACUUGUGGAUUUACGGUUCCUAGAGGAGAUAUAGUCCUUGAAUAUGGCCAGCCUUUGAAUAUAACUUGUAAUAUGUAUGAGGAUAUUGCUGAAAAAUAUGGAGAAAAUGCAAGUUCUGGUCUGUAUUUUACCCAUGGGAACCAGGUCAUACCACAUGAAAUGGUUGAAAUUGUCAAUUCUACUAGUAUUAGACUUUACAUUGAGAGGCCAUGGAAAGUAGCAAAUGAAAAUUUCUACUGCAAUUUUAAUGAGUCUUUAUUUACUCCACACAGUAGAAUAACUGAAGUAAAUCUUGUAUGUAUGAAUGUAGUAAUUGUAGGAGUUUCUCCUCAGAAUGUGACUGAUUUUUCCUGCAUUGGAAGAAAUUAUGAGAACUUGACAUGCUCAUGGACUGAACCUGAAAAUUAUGUAAAAACACAAUAUAAUCUGUCUUAUACCUUCAGUGGACGAGCAGCAAGGACGUGCAACAAAGUUAGGGACCCAAAGGGCAGAGAAAGAAAAACUAAAAUCCCGAAAAAUGGUCAAACGAAAACCCCAUUCCCUUGUCCGAAACUGACGACAGAGGACAAAAUAAUGAGCUGUUUCUGGAACAUCUCAAGUCGACCUCAGUACAGACUAGUCCAACCGACCUACAUAUUCACGUUGAACAUGACCAACCAGUUUGGUACAAACACUCUCGAAUAUGUUUUCGAUCAUUUCAAGCACGUCGUCCCUAAUAAGCCCGAGAAUUUGACAGCUGUCGCUACAUCACCUCAUUCCAUAAAUUUGACGUGGACGAUACCAUCUUCCAUGGUAGGAUUCCCUUGCGGGCUGCAUCACAGGAUAUUGUACCAAUGCGAAUACGAGAAAAAGUGGCAUUCUGGAGGCGUUAUCACGACGGCAACUAAAAACGAAACUCUUAACUUUGAACUGACCAAUCUGAAGUACGCUCACAAUUUGUACGAUAUCAGAGUGAGCAUGCGUUCAGCUGAAGCUGUGGAUAGCGAUACAGUGUGGUCAGAAAAUGCAUCCAUAACCGAGUGGACCAAAAGCAAAAUUCCUGAUUGUCCGCCUGCCACAACUAUAGGUAGCUUUGAGAUCAACGAGUAUAAUUCGACCUUCGAUGUAUAUGUGUAUUGGCAAACAAUCAAGCCAGAGCAAGAGAAUGGACAGAAUUUAACGUACGAAGUUUAUAUGGAUAGUCAUCCUGACCUCCGCUAUACUGAGGUGACUAAGGCUUAUGCUAAGUACACCAAUUUAUCUUUUUCUACUUACGUCAUAAGUAUCUGGUCGAAGAAUGAGGAAGGGUUUUCGUCAGAAAAAUCCACCGUUGUUAUUCCUGCAGAACGUCCAUCCCUACCUCGAAAUUUCAUUAAAAUGGAACAUACAGGACUAGUAGAAUUGAAAUGGGAUGCACCUGUACAUUCCAAGAGAGAAAUCACUAAUUACACCAUAUUCUGGUGUGAUAAUCAUCGUGAUAGACCUCAUCAGUGUAAAGGACGUCUCAACUGGGUAACAGUUCCAAAAAAUACAUCAAAGUACAAUGUUUCUAUAAACGAUCUAUAUCAAUUCGCAAUUUCGGCCAAUAGCCACGGAAGCAGCAGCGGCAUGUUAUGGGCUGAAUGUACUUUCGUAACCAGCAAUGCUGUAGGAAAAAUGAGGAACAUUUGGAUCAGCCGAAGUGGCUCAACGUUCAUAGAGCUAGGCUGGAAACUAGAUUGUUCUGAUAGAAUCCCGAGCGUCACAGGUUACGUCAUAUCCUAUUGUCCGAUGAAAUCAGUCGAACAGAAGCAAUGCACUGAGGGUGAGAAGAACGUCACGAUACAUGAUAAAUCUGCGCACUCUGGCAUAGUCGACAAUUUGAAACCGUACACCAUGUACCGUCUCACAGUACGCGUCAUCAUGAGCCUGGAUAGUUACAGUCAACCAAGUGACUUUUUGAUGAACAUCACAAAUGAGGCUGCGCCAUCAACCCCGCCUUUGAAUGUGUCCGUCACUAAAAUCACGAACUCGUCAGUAUCGUUGAAAUGGCUUCCACCCACUGAGAUGAACGGCAAACCCUCGGAUUACAUCAUCUAUUACGCCACAGACACCGAGAAGAAGUCAAAACAAGCGGCCUACGAAAUGGACAGCUUGACUUUGUCAGAUCUGGAGAGCUACAAAACAUAUUGGAUAACCAUGCAGGCCUGUACAACAAACAGAAAAUGUUCCAAGCCCUCCGAAAACAUAACGGUUACAACACACAUGUGGAUACCCGGUAAAAUAGAUAAGCUUAGGGUGACUUUCCAAAACGAUAGCCUCAUUACCAUCGAGUGGAAAGCGCCUUAUCCCCCUAGAGGUCGUGUCGACUACUACCAACUGAAAUUCACUCAUGACCAGUCCGAGAACGCGGUGGAAGCGCAAGUGAACGUUACCAACACGCAAAAAUACAAUAUCGAAGAGUGCGGACAGUCGGGGAAGUACAACAAUAUUCUAGUGUCUGUACGUGCUGUGAAUAUUAUCGAUGGGUCUCACAAACAUGGACCUUGGAGUAAACAGCUUGAAGCGCGGUGCGCUCAUUCGUCACGGCUUUACAUCAUAUUCUCCGUUUUGGCGGUCUUCAUUAUUGUUUGUGCUGCUGUCAUAUUCGGAUUCAGAAAGAUGUACGCGUGCUGCAAGAGCAUGCAAGACGUGGAGGUUAAGCUGCCUCCCGGGCUGGCGCCCGUCAUAGAGCAGCGCGACCUCGUGCCGUGGACGUCGGAGAAGAGUCCCGAAGACAUCGAUCGGUCGUCGCGCGCCGACGAGGAGCUCCUUCUACAGAAGAUGUCCGAGGUGAGAGCCAGCGCGGACUCGAGCGGAUGCAGCUCGGGCCACGAGAGCAUCACGUCGUCCUUGGAGUCGAACACUCACUUGUCAGUCGACUCUGGGACCGAUCAGCCGAGGAGUGUCAGCGACGAGAACAGGAGGAAUUCUUUGCGGCAGCGGAACGUGUCGUGCAAAGGUUACGUGAUGCCCGAUGCCAUACAGACGACCGUCAACUGGGGCCCGAAGCCCGCAGCCGCGGCGGGCAACUACUGCGUCCUCGGAGUCGACCCGAACAAGGCCGACCCCGCUCUGCCCUACGUGCCUGUCGGCGACGGUGGGUCGUCGGUGUCGCUGCCAUACAUAUCCUGCGACCCUAGCUCGGUCGCCCCGAAGGCGCAUGCGUUUCCGGGGGAGUUCGUCAAGACUGCGAAUCCUGGGUACGUGCCGUACAUGGCGAACGAACCGGCUGGCAAAAAUACAGGUUACGUGCUGGCAGGUCUCUCUAAGGAUAUCCUCGUGCCGGACCUGCGCCAAGUUGACGCGCCGGUCCCGAUGACUAGCGUCGAGGACAAGCCCUACCUGAAGAUGGACGCCCCAGCGACCCCGAAGGCGGUCCAGCUGGGGUGGCACCAGCCGGCUUUGGAGACCGCCAAGACGGGGUACGUCACCGUGGGGGAUGCGCCCCCGCCCAAGGCGCUGAAAGAAGCCCCCAAGGGGUACGUGCCCCACAGGCAGUUCGAAGCGAAGGCGCUGAAGGAGGACUAAUGGAUGUUAUGUAUGCAUAUGCGUGCGGUAUGAACGCGGAGGUUUUCGAGACUCAUUCGGUUGAGCGAGGUGGACGCGUAUUUUAUUAACCUCUUAGGUAACUGUUUAGGAGUAUCUGUUGAGUGUCUGAAUACCUCGAAUUUUCGGAUGGUUGUAGC
Molecule: messenger RNA, 4073 nt
Organism: Phaedon cochleariae (mustard beetle)
Lineage: Eukaryota; Metazoa; Arthropoda; Insecta; Coleoptera; Chrysomelidae
Source: the annotation of a GenBank genome assembly